Dipodomys spectabilis (banner-tailed kangaroo rat) is the source of this 1374-nucleotide messenger RNA. It is a transcript of the gene Mnat1, whose product is annotated as MNAT1 component of CDK activating kinase. NCBI's taxonomy places the organism in Eukaryota, Metazoa, Chordata, Mammalia, Rodentia, Heteromyidae. Gene Ontology annotation, molecular function: cyclin-dependent protein serine/threonine kinase activator activity. Bases 110 to 1039 code for a protein of 309 amino acids. The transcript has 8 exons. Gene Ontology annotation, biological process: positive regulation of cyclin-dependent protein serine/threonine kinase activity; nucleotide-excision repair; regulation of transcription by RNA polymerase II. Gene Ontology annotation, cellular component: transcription factor TFIIH holo complex. The record is from RefSeq and is a predicted model, not a curated record.
GACCAGCCGCCUGUUGGUCGGAACCUGCUUGGGGUCGGGUCGGUGGUGUGUUCCAGGUGGGCCGUCGCGGAGGGAGACGUCGUGGGGAGCCGGCCGUGGCGGGGACGCCAUGGACGACCAGGGCUGUCCGCGAUGUAAGACCACCAAAUACCGGAACCCCUCCUUGAAGCUGAUGGUGAACGUGUGCGGACACACUCUUUGUGAAAGUUGUGUGGACUUACUGUUUGUUAGAGGAGCUGGAAACUGUCCUGAGUGUGGCACUCCCCUGAGAAAGAGCAAUUUCAGAGUACAGCUCUUUGAAGACCCUACUGUUGACAAGGAGGUUGAGAUUCGGAAAAAAGUAUUAAAGAUAUACAAUAAAAGAGAAGAAGACUUUCCUAAUCUAAGAGAAUAUAAUGAUUUCCUAGAAGAAGUGGAAGAAAUUGUUUUCAACUUGACCAACAAUGUGGAUUUGGAAAACACAAAAAAGAAAAUGGAGAUAUACCAAAAGGAAAACAAAGAUGUCAUUCAGAAAAAUAAGUUAAAACUGACUCGGGAACAAGAAGAAUUGGAAGAAGCUUUAGAGGUAGAACGACAGGAAAAUGAACAAAGAAGACUGUUCAUACAGAAAGAGGAACAACUGCAGCAGAUUCUCAAAAGGAAGAAUAAACAGGCCUUUUUAGAUGAACUGGAGAGUUCUGAUCUCCCUGUUGCUCUGCUUUUGGCUCAACAUAAAGACAGAUCUACCCAACUGGAAAUGCAACUUGAAAAACCUAAAACUAUGAAACCUGUGACAUUUUCCACUGGUAUCAAAAUGGGCCAACAUAUUUCAUUAGCACCUAUUCAUAAGCUGGAAGAAGCUCUAUAUGAAUACCAGCCAUUGCAGAUAGAGACAUGUGGACCACAAGUUCCUGAACUUGAGAUGUUAGGACGACUUGGGUACCUAAAUCAUGUGAGAGCUGCAUCUCCACAGGACCUUGCUGGAGGCUAUACUUCUUCUCUUGCUUGUCACAGAGCACUGCAAGAUGCAUUCAGUGGACUUUUCUGGCAGCCCAGUUAAACUGUAUUUCUCCAUUUAUAAGGUUUGGACCCUGGAGCACAACCAAAGGGCUAGAAAAGCAGACUUGUAGAAUUAUAGCCAUACUCAGCUGCACAACAGUACCACCACGAGCCACUCUGUUAAGGAAUUCAUACAGAGAAAAUUUCAUAUCUAAACUGAGAAAUAUAGGGGAUUCGUUUCCAUGAAAAGCUUUGUUUACUUAUAUUUUCAUGAGAGGGAUUGAAGUAAGGAGAGCCUCAUAUGAUGGGAGAGAUGAAUAAAUAAUUCACUUAUGUAUAUUUGAGGUUGACAGACUUAUAAAAUCUUUUUAAAAAUAAAGCUAGACUUUAAUAGUA